This is a messenger RNA of Protomyces lactucae-debilis, 1669 nucleotides long. RefSeq lists its product as uncharacterized. Gene Ontology annotation, biological process: mRNA processing. The transcript is spliced from 5 exons. The record is from RefSeq and is a predicted model, not a curated record. Gene Ontology annotation, molecular function: mRNA binding. Gene Ontology annotation, cellular component: spliceosomal complex. Lineage: Eukaryota; Fungi; Ascomycota; Taphrinomycetes; Taphrinales; Protomycetaceae. Bases 104 to 1630 code for a protein of 508 amino acids.
UCGUUGUUUGUUGGUGGGUGUCCGGCGCAUAUCUUGGAUGACUACUGGAUGGAACGCAUCCUCAAGGCAGCAGGAAAGCUACGAGGUUGGAAACGCGUGACGGAUGCAUUGGGACAAGGACAAGCGUUUGGUUUUGCAGAAUCUCGCCAUCAAAUUUUCUCCUGCUCAUGACGGCAAGAUGUUGCAACUCAAAGUGACGAUUGAUGAAGGAGGCGCCAUGUACAUUCGAGACUUUCUGGAGGCAAGAACCAUCAAAGAUCCUGAAACGAAAGAUGCAGCAAGUCUCAAGCAACAUACCGCACAAGUCCAACAAGUUCUUCGAGACUUGGCCAGUCCCAAGUUCAAGAAACCAGAAAAGUAUCUGAAGGACAAGGAUAAGCCUCAAAGCAAAGCGAAGCAACCGGAAAUCGUUCAACCCGCUGUCAAUGACGCAAAUGCAGUGACCAUUAUGCUGUCCAUGGAUGACGAACUGGGUGAUAUCCCUGAAGAGCAACGUCGCUAUAUCGCAGAUGAAAUCACAGGUUUCCGAACACGUUCAGCGAAACGCGAUGCAGACAGACAGAGUAAAAUCGCUGAUGCUGAAUCGCGUCGUGCAGAAUUUGAAAAAGCUGCACGGGGCUCAAGUGGGUUGGCACAGCAGCAACAGGCAAGACACCUGCGACGUGUUGAAGAGGCACAGGAUGCAUCUCUCGUAUUGCGACCAAGGCGUGAUUUACAUACAGAGGCAGAGCGAGGGAUGACAAAUGCCGAGAUUCACGCAUCUCGUGAACGUGCUGCUGAAUUGGCACUUGCGCCGCGGAUCGCAGAAGCAGAACGCCGACUCGUUCAUCGUGAGCGACAACGGCUCGAGCGUCUCGAGCAAGAGGCACAACGUUUACAAGGAGAUGCGAGAAGGGCUGAGGAAGACCGAUUGCAUGCCGCGCGCAAGUAUGCAGUGUAUGAGGAUGCCAAAGAGGAUGCUCGUGGGCUUGAUACGUAUUUCAGCGAUUUUGGAGCAUGGCGACGGCAUCGCCUUGCGUAUCGACAGCGCGAAUUACAGGCGGAUGAUGAAGAUCGCAUGGCAGAGGAGAGAGAAUUGGUGGAUGCUAGACGGGUCCAGUCAGCAGCGAAGCAGCAUGCGUCUGCUGCAGAAGCUCAACCAAAAAUGGAUGCGGUUGCGCCUGUUCGGCUAACCAUCGCAAAGCAAGCUGAGAAAAAGGCCAUGCCUGCUGGUACGCUGCUUGACACUGCAGAUGAUGAUGAGGCGUAUGCCUCAGCACGUAAGCGGAAAUUGGUCCCUAUGCAGUUUGAGGCGGAAGACGAUCGUGUUGCCAGGUUGAAACGGAUUGUGGAUGCGAUCCCUGUUGUCAAGGAAGCCUUGUGGGAAUACAACGUUCCCUGGCAGUAUCUUGAACACAAUGGCUUGCAAGAUAAGCUCAAAAGUUUUGUCGCCAAGAAGUGCGUCGAGGCUAUUGGGGUUGAAGCAGAAGAGCUGAUUCAGUUUGUGAUGGAGCAUGUUGCAAGCCAUGGAUCGGCCGCUGACUUGGAGCAGGAAAUGCUGAGCGCCAUUGGUGACGAAGAGGAGGCUGCUGCUUUUACUGUCAAGUGCUGGCGAUACCUGCUCAUCCUGCUGGAGACGGCCACUCUGUAGCAGUACUAUACCAUAGUCACGUAGUAAUCUACCUCUCCC